This is a messenger RNA of Protopolystoma xenopodis, 498 nucleotides long. NCBI's taxonomy places the organism in Eukaryota, Metazoa, Platyhelminthes, Monogenea, Polystomatidea, Polystomatidae. The record is from the annotation of a GenBank genome assembly.
AUGUCUUGCGAGCCUGAGAUUGCUACCACUGACGGCGCACUUGAGACUGUCGGCCAAGCUCCUUAUCGCGACCCUGUAACAGGAGUGGUACUUGAUGGAGUCUCCAGUGUCGCUGGAGAUGAUCUUGAAUUAGUGGAGCAUCCUCCAAAAGUUGCCCGUAUUGAAAUAAACUAUGCACGUACAGCCAAGAUGAUAAAUGUACGCCGACUUAAAACUGCCAUCUGGGACCUAGUAGAUCAACAACUCCACCAUUCACCGAUCCCCCAUGAACGAGCAGAUUCAUCUUUGGCCACUUUCCCACAACUGUUGCAGGUUGCAAACUCCGAUGUGCCUAUGCAGUCACCCAUUUCCUGCACUGAACAGCAAACUUCAUUGAUAAGAAGCACUUCUGAUGAAGUCUUAGCGAAGGAACUAUCUCCAAAGUCGCGAGCCUCCAAUGAGGAGGUUUCGUGUCACUUUAGCAAGCUUUUAGAUACUCUUCCCAGCCAGGUCCAUCUU